This is a messenger RNA of Linum trigynum, 6524 nucleotides long. NCBI's taxonomy places the organism in Eukaryota, Viridiplantae, Streptophyta, Magnoliopsida, Malpighiales, Linaceae. The record is from the annotation of a GenBank genome assembly.
UAACAAGAUAAUGUUCAUGUUCAGAAGAGUAAUUAAUCAUUCCAUAGGCUCUAAACAAGCCAGCUCGCGAGCUUAGCUCAACAAGCCACCAAGUCAAGCUGGCUUACGAGCUUAUCAAGGUGAGCAUUGUCUAGCUCAAGCUUGGCUCGCUUACUAACAAGUUGACUUGCGAACCAGCUUGUUAAAUAACGAACCGAGGGUCGAACGUGGUUUUCCCCGAUUCGAACGUCGAGUUGCUCGCGAGCGGCUCAUUUUCAACCCUGUUAUCCCAUAUCCUCUCUACUUCUCUUUUUUUUUUCCUACCACAACAACAUUGAGAUAAUUUCGGAGAUUUUUCCAGAAAUAGCACCUUUAAAAAAAUUACAAAAAUAACACCCAUUCCGUAGAAAUUACAAAAAUAGCACAUUUUUUUUAAAUACCGCACCCCCUGGUGCGUUUUGCAUGUAAACCGCACCCCCUGGUGGGUUUUGUAUUUAAACCGCACCCCCAAGGUGCAGUUUAGCUUUCUGGGCCAAAACCGCAUCUUGGCCAUGCGGCUUGCGAUCUGACCUAACCAAACUGCGUGGCCCAGAUGCGGUUGAUAGACCAUUGAUUACACAUGUUUUUACCCCUAUCCUUGAGCUGUUUGAAAUGUCGAUUCUAGCGUUUUAGGCCGAUUUCACGCUAGGUUGUUCUUGUUUGUGAUAUUUCAGGUCCUAGUACGUGAAUGAAGGUUUAGGAACGAGUUCGGGGUCGAUUGGACGAAGUUUGGACGUUUGGCGAGAAGCUGAGAAGCCACACGGGCAUGCCUAAAAGCCACACGGCCGUGUAGGGGACCCCUGAUGGUCGCGUGGAAAUUCCAGGGAACUCACACGGGCACCCUGGGAAGCCACACGGCCGUGUGGGUCGUGGCCAUGUAGGAAGCCUGAAGCCACUUAUCAAAAAGCUGCGGUUUGCACAACUCACACGGGCAGCUGGGGAUGUCACACGGCCGUGUGAGUCGGGAUUUUCUGGUUUUAAGCCAAUUUUCAGCAGAGGAGAAGGGAGUUUCGAGUUUUAGAGAAAGAAAGUGAUUCAUAGAGAGAGAGAGAACGACGAACCAGAGUUCCCAAGUGCCCUACCUUGAUCUUCAUCACCAUUGGAGCUCGGCUUACACUUGGAGAAGUACCGAUUGGCGACCAGGAGCAGAUUCUCAUCCUUCACAGCAUGAUUUCUGCAUCUGAACCUACUUUUGCUUCUCUCUCCAUGGAGUAGUUUUCCCAUUCAUUUGGGUAUGGAGAACCCUAGAUUUGUGUGUUAGGACUGAUUGUAUGAACCCAAGUACAGAUUCUAUGAUCUGAUUAUAUUCAAUUGAGGCUUGAAUGAUUGAAUGACUUGAAUCCUGAUCAAAUUUCUGUUAUUUCUGCUUUAGCCUAGAAAGAGAAUAUCUGCCGAGGUUGAUAGAGCACCCUUAAUUGAAGGUAGUGAAUUGUCGACUUUAGUCGAGGAGCCAAUUCACUAUUCUGUACCGAAUUUACUUCGGUAGUGGAGGUUUGGUUCGUUAGGGCCUCAAUUUGUUUACUCCGGUGGAGGUUAGUCGCCCGCUAGGGACUCAGAUCGAGAGGGUCUGGAGACCUUUAGUCAAGACUUCAGACUGUUUAAGAACCUCCCGCAGUAUAACUAUCAUUAAAACUGAACUUGGUAAAUUGCAAUCCGCCUUGACUGCAGUCUAGGGGGAACCAUAUCCGGGUGACCUCUCUCGACUUGAAACAACCGUUUAAUUGCUUUGCUUGUUUUGCUUGUUUGAACCUGCACUAUCGUUUCACUGCUAGAUAAUAGGAAUUCACUGAGUAGCCAUCACAUCUAGGACCCGGGUUGACAAUAAAACCCAAACACGCUAUACUACGCUCUAGGAAGUAGUUACACUUUGGGGAUGCGGUCUAGUCCUGACCUAGCAAAACUGCACUUUGGGGAUGCGGUUUUGCUUCUCCUAAACAAACCGCACCCUCAAAGUGCGGUUUUGGCAACACAAACCGCACCCCCCACCCCAUGUGGUUUGUGUGUCAAUUAUUUUCCGACACCAGACAUGCAGCCAUGCAUAUUAUGUUGAAUUGUGAUUAUUUUCCCUUUUCAAUUUUCUAUUGUAGCUCCCUAUUUCUCUAGUGUUUUUGCGGUUAACGUUAACUUGUAAGUUUAUUUUGUAUUACUUUUUAUUUUGAAUUGUGAUUUUAUGAUAUUAGUUGAACUACUGUAUUUUUGCAAAUGGCAUUCCAAAAAUUCACGCUUGGAUUACGGUGGAAUGGUUACACGGAAGAGAGCGGAAAGGGGGUCACCUACGUCGGUGGCAAUGUUCAGAAAAUAAAGGUCGCUACCAGACCGAUGCUUGAAGACCUCUAUCAAAUGUGUACUAACGUUGCUUGCAUGGAUGGCACGAGAAGGUGGGUCGUUGUGGCACGAGGAAUAUCUCAUAACCACUCAGGAUGAGGUAGAUGUCAUGCUCGAAAUUAAUAACGAGAUACAUACAUAUUCAAACAUUUGAAAUUUAUAAAAUUCAUUUAAGUACACAUAAACACAAAUUGUAUUGGUUGUUUGGUAAGUAAUUUAAUCGUAUUGGUUGUUUCAAAUAAUUUAAUCGAAUACAAUGCAACACUCGUUAGACUCUUAGAAGAGGUAUACAUCUUCUUAGAAACGUAGCCUUUUUGACAGAAAAAUGGGGGAUUCGAGGAUCUCUUAAUACCCGAUUUUCCCAGGAAAUGGGAGGAUCAUGAUAAUCGCUUAAAACCCAAUUUCCUUAGACGUGCAUCUCUUUAUAAAGAGUGGAAGUAAGUGGCACUAUGUAUUCUAUUAAAUUAUUGAAAACAACUAAUACGAUUAAAUUAUUUCAAAUUUAUUUUAUAUUCCACUAAGUACAUUAGCAAAAUAAAAGAAGGAUAAAUGAUGACGAAUUGUAUGUACCGGGUGAUCGUUCCAAACAUCCCUUGAACGAUGGUUGGGUUGGUCGUACAAGUCGGUUGGAUCAAUAGGCCCUUGAUCCAAAUAGUACCGUUGGUUGUAUAUAUUCACGUCGUCCCCAACCUACGAGAGAAUAACAACAAGGUUAGUACAUAGAUUAAUUAUAAAGCUUAUAACAAAAACUAACCAAAAUAAUGAGUACGUACCGGUUGAAAUUCAUCAUAAUAAACUCCCUCUCCUUGGAACCACUCAUCCAUUUUUUCGCGAAAGUCGGACAAAAAUUUGGCAUGUUUUUAGGGAAAAACCAAAGAAAUGUUUUCUGAUGGCAGAUCGGACUUAGCCGCAACCAACAGACCACUAUUUCCUAGGCUUUAGGGAGGGGAGGGGUUAGAGAGAUAAUUCUAGAGAGAGAGUGAAGAAUGGUUGUGGUGUGAAGAAAUGAGAGGGGGGAGGGGGUAUUUAUACCCUUCAGAACGCACCCUCCAAGGGCGGUCUGGUAAUUUAGCCCAGCCAGAAACCGCGCCCUCCCGAUGCGGUCUGCAUUGAUCGUGGCGCUGACCGCACCUGCCAGUUGUGGUCUUCGAUCCGUGGCAAGGAUCGCUGAGGUGGCAAGCGGUCCACCGCUGGAUCGCUGCCUUAUCCUGCGGUCUCCAAGCCCGCUCCCGAGGAAACACAGAACGCACAUUCCUGGUGCGGUUUCCAGUCUGACGUGGCGCAAAACGCACCUCCAAGGUGCGGUUAGAUAAAGAUGGUGCUAUUUUUUGUAAAUUUUGUAGGCUGGAUGCUAUUUUUGUAAUUUUUUUAAUAAAUGCUAUUAUUGGAAAAAUCCCAUAAUUUCGUGGGCUCACCCUAAUGGAUUAAUUACAAAAGAAUCGUUUAAUAAUAAUAACAUUAAAGCUGUUUUUUAUAUAAAAAUUUUAUCCUUCCUAUUUUUAUAUAAACUCAAAAAUAUCAUCUAUUUUUUUCCUAAUUUUGCGAAAGUCUUUCUCCCCUCGUAUCUCGCCGAAUUAAUCUCCUCCUUUUUGUGUUCGUCGUUGUCUGUUCUUCCAUGAAUUAUAGUGAGUCUAACAUGCUAUGAUUCUUAUAUACUUUCUAAACUGUUAGUUGGUGACCUGUCUGGUUAAUAACUUCAUUCAUUGUCAACAUCUUCACGCCUCUUUUAUUGUCCAUAUCACCGAAGACGACUUUGGAGAAUACAUCAACCUCAAGUCUAUAUUUUCACAAGGGUGGAAAAGAAAAGAGUUUAUUUUUAUUUCUUUGAUAAGAGAAUAGUAAAUGAGUAUUUAAGAAAUUUGGACUGAGAUUAUCAUAACCACAAUAUCACACUUUCUAACUCUAUCGAAAUUUCAAAUUUGAUAAAAUAACAUAUGUUAGAUGUUUGUGGCUUGUGCAUGUCCUUAAAUACCACAUUUACGUAAUAAGCAUUUCAAACUACCACAACUGAAAGCCCAAAUAAGUUAGGAAGGCUUAGGUCUUCGUCAUCUUGUGUACUUGAGCCAACUUGACACUUGGGAGCAAGGCUAGUAUAUAGGCUACUCCUAAUUUAUUUUUAUUUUUACAAGAAGGGGCAUAUAUUGCUUCAUUACCCAUGGAAGAGGAACACAAAAGAAGAGGGGAAAAUGAAGGUUGUAGAACAAUGGGCCGAACUACGAUAAUGAAAGGAGAUUUGAAGCUCAUCAAAAUUAAGCCCAAAAUAAUAAAGCCCACACAAACCCUACUGCUUUUUAAGGGAAAUCUCUUCUUUUAUUAAUUAGUAGGUGAGGAACCUACAGAAACAUCAUUCCUCAAACAAGAGAUUAAAUAUACUGGAGGCCUAUCUACCCAAACUCCAUCUUCUUCCUAGCCACAUUCUAUAUGGGUCAUACUAUGAGCUGGCUCGUUGAACUGACGGCCACAAAAGACCAAGAAACUUGUCCCCAGGGUCGAACUCUGUUCUUCUCUCUGUAACUCAGCUCCAACUCUAUCCUCCUCUCUCUACUUAAUAUCUUUCCACCACCUGGCACUCCAUCUGAAACUCACUAGGGAGGAAAUGGAAUUGAUCUGCUAGCUCCACCCCAUAUGCCACUGCCAAGGCCUCUGCAAUAUCUGAUUGCCACUGCCAACGAGUUCUUUUGACUAUGGCCAAGCAGAAUCAACCUGCUCCAUCUCUAAUAACCACCCCGAAGCCAGUCCUGCGGCCCGUCAACCAUGUCGCGUCGACGUUGAUGGUGUAUACAACGCUCUGAGAUGUUGUCCACCCCUUCUUGUCUUCUCUUUAGGUAUGUUCCUUCUUCAAUUGAGCAUACAGGUAUUCUUCAAUCCAUCGAUCCGCUCUACCCAUUAUCUCUCAUUCCUCCAAUUUGUGUUUGUUCCAAAGCUGACAAUUUCUCUAAUCCCAGAUGAACCAGAGCGAGACCAAGAAGCGUCUGAUUUGCUCAUUGCUCUCCUCUUCUUGCAAUUCACAGAUCCAUUCAUCCGAGGUAAGGUUCUCUCCCUUAGUGAACAUGUGGUUGAUAGGGCCCGAUCUCCAAACUCUCCUUACCCAUCCACAGUCCCUAAAAAUGUGUUCUUGAGUUUUCUUAAGAUCACAAAACGGACAGCCCUCGCUUCCCUUCUGCGUACGUUCCAGAAUUCGUGCUCCCGUACGCAAAAUAUUUUGAAUCCAUCUUCAGGUGAAGAGCUUCACUUUGUAGGGAAUAUUGAGCUUCCAGAUCCUGUUUCAGUCAACCGGAGAAUAAAAUUCUCUCCAAUCCUCUGCCUCUCUAUUCAUCCACAAUCUAUAGGCCGAUUUAACUGUGUACUCUCCUGUUUUCUCCAUACUCCACUCUCUCUCAUAUCUCAUAGAAUUCUUAUGAAAAGGGAUCUUGAGUAUAUUGACCCGGUCUUCUGGUAGGAAAUAUGCUUGCAAGAAAUCCAUUCUCCACGAAAAAACCUCAUAGUCAAUUAGUUCUGUCACAGAGGUUGUUUCCCCUAUGAUGGUUACAGGUGGUUUUCGCUUAAAACCCUCAGCCUUUGGAAUCCACUUGUCCAACCAAAUGUGAACACUACAUCCAUCCCCCACUUUCCACCGCCUCCCUUUUUCACUAGUUCCUUCGCUGACAAUAAUCCUCACCAGAUGAAACUCGGGUUAUAGCCAAUAUCAGCCUCCAAUACUUCACUAUUGGGGUAGUACUUAGCCUUCAGGAUUAUGGCUGCUAGGGAUCGUGGUCUAGUAAUCAGCCUCCAUAAUUGCACAAAUCCUACUGUUAAAUGUGAACCAUCACUCAUAAAGACCAGCCGCCGCCUUCUACCAUCUCCACUGUCAUCCUGUCAUCUCCAAAAUAGCCAGAAGAUGACCAAACACCUCCGAGGAGAAGAUUCACAGAGUGAAGCCUCCAAAAUUCAUAGCACAUUACGUGCAAAGACAACACGAGAGAUAAAGCCUAGGACCGACCAGUAAAUAUUAUAGUUGUUUGUCUUAUCAUAAUGGUAAGAUUAUGAUAUGACAGUGAUAAGAUCACAACAAAUACAUAUUUUUGAAGGAUCAAUUUUUUUCACAAAACAUAACAAAAUGAAUAAUAUUAUGUAGAUAAUAAUUAAUUAUUUCUUUCUAUAUAAUUUUUUAAUUUAAGUUAUAAUGAAUGAAAUAUGUCAUU